Molecule: messenger RNA, 1932 nt
Organism: Chiloscyllium plagiosum (whitespotted bambooshark)
Lineage: Eukaryota; Metazoa; Chordata; Chondrichthyes; Orectolobiformes; Hemiscylliidae
Product: trans-2,3-enoyl-CoA reductase-like
Biological process (GO): very long-chain fatty acid biosynthetic process
Molecular function (GO): oxidoreductase activity, acting on the CH-CH group of donors
Source: RefSeq, a predicted model, not a curated record
UAUGACAAUCAGCUCUGCUUCAAGCAAGUUAAGCAGGAAGGAUGCAUGCACUUUGUAAAGGAAGAGCUGCUAUAAAAGAGAGUAUGGUACCUGAGAAACAAAACGAGAUUAAAUCAUUCCUUUCUUUAUCCCAGAUGGUAUUGACAACAGGCCACUUUGGACAAUAUGCAAUGCAAAAGCAUUCAAAAAUUUCUUAUGUUGAAGUGGAAAUUCUUGACGCUCAAACAAAGAAGCAGAUUUGCAUCCUGGAAAAAAUUCUCCCUUCAUUUACAAUUGCAGAUGUCAAGCACAAGUUCCACAAAAUUUGUCCCCAGUGGCACCCUUCACGUGUUGGUCUUCAACUGGAAUGCACUGGUCCUCUCCUGAAUGAUACCAAAGUUGUUAAGAACCUUGCAGCAUCCUCCAUUGUUACAUUAUACUUCAGAGAUCUGGGGACCCAGAUAAGUUGGAUUACGGUGUUUCUAACAGAAUAUACUGGGCGUCUCUUGAUCUAUUUGCUGUUCUAUUUUCGCAUACUAAAUCUGUAUGAAACAGAAGAGAUAAACCAUUCCAGACGUCACCCAGUAGUGCACUUAGCUUGCAUCUGCCACUCCCUUCACUACAUCAAGCAAAUCCUUGAAACUCUCUUUGUGCACAGCUUUACAAAUGGAAACACAGCUCUGAAGAAGAUGCUGAAGGGAUGUGCCUUUUAUUGGGGAUUCACCAUGUGGAUGGCUUAUUAUAUCAAUCAUCCUUUAUAUACACCACCCAGCUUUGGCAAUAGACAAAUCAUUCCAGCCAUGGUCUGUUUUCUGGUCUGUGGAGCUGGAAAUUAUUUUACAAAUGUUGCCUUAGUUCAGGUGCAUAAAACAGGCACAAGGUCUCAUUUUGUAAGGCCCACAUAUAAUCCCUUCACGUGGCUUUUCAAACUGGUCUCCUGCCCCAACUACACAUAUGAGAUGGGAACCUGGAUUAGCUUCACCAUUAUGACCCAAACCCUUCCAGUUGCUGUCUUUGCCCUCAUGGUGUCUCUGCAGCUGAUUUUCUGGGCUCAAAGGAAGCAUUGCAAAUACCAGAAAGAUUUUAAAAAUUAUCCCAGCUGUAGAACAGCAAUGAUUCCAUUGAUACUGUAAGCUCCCAAAGUCAGUUGUCUUAAGCUGGACUUUACACAAUAGUUAAAAUAGAUGACUGUGAAAGAAUAGCCGAUGUUACAUCUCUCCUGAUUGACUUCAAUGAAAUAUAAAACUGGGGAAGAAUUCAAGAGAGGGGCUACCACAGACCGCAGGAAACAGGAACAGUUUAAAUUGUAGAAAUGGAGCAACUUCAUGAAACUCAUGAAGAAGUUUUUUUUAAAGCAAGUUAGUGAUAGAGCAGAAGAAAUAAUCCAGGAAAUUAUAGAUUCACUGCUCACAGAUAGCUCUUCCUCACCGUACACUGCUGGUUAGAAUAGAAUAGAACAUUUAUUGACAGGUGUACUUUACAUGAAAAAUACAGUGGAAAUUUUAAUUAGUCACCACACCACAGAAGUCAUACAUUAAAGAGAAAGUAAAAUAAAGACAAAGGUAAUCACAGUUCAGGUAACGGCCCCGGGGCUCGGCGAAUGCCAAUCAAGGAACGAUGGACCGACAUUCUGGGAUGAGACUACCACUCUGGGCUGCUGGAAUACUGAGACAGAAGUCUCCAAAGAAGACUAGACUGCACACUGGAUCGCUGGAAGCCACCUCGCUGCUGGGUCAGGAGAAGCCUCCUGUUCCCCAUCUGGCACUCCUCCAGAUGCUUUAUACAAUGACACAGACUUUAUGUGGAGAAUAAUGUUAUCGACGCUCAUCAAUUUAUACAGAGAAAAUUGACAGCAAAUGUCAGCCUGUACACAAGCCACAUGAGAUAUUGUACUCCUCCCCAGGAUGCUCUGCAACAAUCCUCAUCAAUAAAUGCAGAAAUAAUUACAACAGA